AUGGACCCCAUCACCGCCCUAGCGCUUGCCUGCAACGUCACCCAGCUCGUUGAACAAGCUAUCGAGGCUGCCAGUGUGUGCAAGGAAAUCUAUGAGCGAGGCGCGCUGGACGAGAACAACAAGAUUGAAGAGUACGCCAAUGACAUCGCGGCUGCCAACAAAGAUCUAGAGGCUACACUGAAGGCUCAGAAGGUCACACCGUCCACUCAUCCGGCGCGGCUACAGAGGGUCGUAAAUGAUGCCACCGCGACUACAGCCGAGCUCAAAAAGGUCCUCAACCAGUUGAAGCUCUCCAAGAAACAGGGCAACAAGCAGAUCGGUGGCGCGUUCAGGGCGACUUUGAAGGCUAUUUUCAAGAGGGGCGUCAUCGAAAGUCUGCGGCAGAAGUUGGAACAGCAAGAUGCCGCCCUACGCUCAGCCAUCUUAAAAGACCUCUAUAUCAGGACUGGUCAGGUUGACCUGACGCGGAAAGACGAGUUUAAAGUUCUAUCCCAAGGCCAGAAAGACGCCAUCGCCCAGGUCUUGGGCAGCUUGCAGGCUGUUUCGAACGAUCUCGUAGCAUCGGUUAAAGCUUCAGAAACAGUUUUGGCAGCGCGUCUCACUAGCCAGGAUGUACAGCUUGAACGAAGCAUGCGAAUGCUCUCAACAGAUAUUCCAGCCACAGUCAGAGGCGCAGAGGCUAGAUUGGUGGAUCGCUUCGAUGGCCAAGACUCACUCCUGAAGGAUGCUGCUCAGAAGCAUAAUAUGCAGACAAAGUAUUUCCAGGAUCAAGCAGAGGAUGCUCUUAGAGACCGCCUUCUCGACGCAUUGGCGUUUCCGGAGAUGAAUGAACGACGCAACAUGAUCGAGGGGCGCGUCGUCGACUUUGGCAAGACCUAUGCCUGGGUUUUCAAUCCUCCAAAUGAGGAAGCUCGUAUUUUCCGCAAUCAACAGCGCCAUGCGUUCGUCGAAUGGCUUCGGACCGGACAAGAGGUCUUUUGGAUCAACGGAAAACCUGGCAGCGGGAAAAGCACACUAAUGGACUUUAUCUAUCAAAAUCUUCAAUCUGGACGACAAGGGCUUGUCCAUUUAGAAGCAUGGGCACAACCGCAACCUGUCCGCCUACUCAGUUUCUGGUUUUUCAGACCGGCCGCAAGCCGUUUAUUGAAAUCUCUGGAUGGAUUCUGGAGAUCACUAUGCUUUCAGAUUCUUGACAUGGACGCGGACAUUGUGAGAAAAAUUCGAGCUGAUAUGAACCAUUCAGCUCCCGACAGCCUGCGCGCUUGCCUUGUCGAAUCGGGCUCUCGUGCUCAGUCUUGGACAAACAUCGAACUGAAAUCGUGGCUACGGUACUUGCUUACUCAUUCUGUGUUCAACUACUUUUUGUUGAUUGACGGGCUUGAUGAAGUGCUAAAUGAUCCCGAAGGUUUGCUCGACGCAAUCCAGUUCAUUACCCAGAGCUCCAACAAAAUCAAGAUUUGUUGUUCAAGUCGACCAGAGGCUCCCUUUCCGCGCGCUCUUCAGAAAUAUCCAUCGCUGCGCUUGCAAGACUUCAAUGGGACGGAUAUCAGGGCGCAUUGCAAUGUGCGUCUCGCUACAACUAGAGCUGCUCUUUUUGCGGAGGAAGUAGCUUUUCGGGCUGAAGGUGUCUUUUUAUGGGCUUAUCUUGUUGUGGAAGACCUCAGAAUCGCUGCAAGCCAGGGGGACGACCAGGAUGAUCUAAAGCGGCGUCUUAAAGAAUGUCCGGGUGAAAUGAAUGAACUGUUCAUGUUCUUGCUUGAGCGUCAGGACAAGUUCUAUGCAAAACACCCGAAGCCAUACCUCCGCCUAGCUGAUGUUGCAACCAGAGGCCAUACGAAGCUGACCUUGUUUGAAAUGCUUGUAGCGUCGCAGGAACAGGAAAUGUUGCGUUGCAACUUCCCUGACAAUCUGGAUACUCAAUUUUUGGCGUCUUUGGACGCUAUGGCAGAGAAUUUCGAAGCCAAUGUGAUUGCAAGAUGCGCAGGACUUGUCGAAUUCCAUCCACACUUUGGAUUGGAUUUCUCGAAGACUUUUCCUUCCUUGGUCAAGAUGCGCAAGUUGGAGCUGCGUUUCAUUCACCGAAGCGCACAAGACUUCGUGGUGGACAGUGAGGCGGGUGCUGCAUUGCUUCAGUCCUGCAACAUUUCCGAGCAGGAAGCUUUGAGGAGACUGAUGACUGCUUCAGCGGUCAGCUUCCUUAUCAGCAAGAAUGUCGCAUAUCUUGCGAAUAUUAUGAGCUAUGGGAGGGAGAUAAACCGAGCAUUCUGGACUGAUUUCGACUCAAGGGUCAUGGAUAAUGUCUUUAGGGCAGCCCAGAGACGUCUUCUUCCUCGCCUGCCUCCACCGCUCUCCGAAGACAAGGAUGAAAAUAGAUGGCUGGCUGACCGAACGUAUGCCUUGGACAUAGUAUGUCCACAUCUUUCACCUCUUCAGAAUGUUGUCUUCAGCUAUGCCGUUGGAUGGGGAUUGAUUCCUUAUCUCGAGGCAAGGCUCAGCACUCUCGAUCCGGACGAGUUACGUCUGGUGGCCGGCUUUGGUGCAUGUCUUUCUUUGUCUGACACGAACACACAACGGUGUGGUUAUGAAACUCGCAACGACAUCCUUGCGAUGCUUAAACCUCACCUCUCAUGGACGCAAACCCCCCUAUUAUGUCACCGCUGGGAUAAGGCAUGUUAUGUUCGCGUUGCUCGCCCUGUUUGGCAAUGUUCCUUGUACACGGAAUUGGAUUUAGCUGAAUCCGCGACAGCGCUUUGCCACUAUCUGCAAUUCCUUUAUAAUUCCCUGAGCAGCACUGAUGGCGAAACACUUCGCAUUUUGGCGUAUCUCAUUUACCAUGACUAUGAAACGUUGUCCAUUUUCGCUGAACCGGACGAACCGAUGGAAUUGGUUAUGGAGUCCGUAGAGGAGUUCGACGUUUUCAAGAUCCACAUCAUCCUUCACGAACCUUCACAAGGGGGCCCCUUCAGACUGGAGUUCUAUCAGCAUUUUCCUAGAGGACUCGGGCGUUUCUGUGAAAUUGAGGCUACCGUCAAUGAAGGUCUGCAGCAGUUGUUCUCUGGCUGUAUCCCUGCAUCUUCAGUCGAGGACCUUAUAAUGGCUAAUCUCAACCACCAUUUGACCAGUCUAUCUGCCGAAGAGAUUGCGAAGGUUCUGAGCAACCGUGGAUCGGAAAGAAGGUACGGACGCUCGUACAUUUUCUCCAACCGGCAGUUUCAUUACGAAACCAAGGAUGGAAGAGAGAGGUGGGAGCAGAGGUUGAAGUCUGGAAUAUUUAACAUGGAUUUUGAGGCCGGCCCUGAACAAGACCCGAUAUUGAAAGAGAUCAUGAAGAUGUUGCAGUGUCACUGA
Messenger RNA from Cladophialophora psammophila CBS 110553, 3348 nucleotides. RefSeq lists its product as uncharacterized. NCBI's taxonomy places the organism in Eukaryota, Fungi, Ascomycota, Eurotiomycetes, Chaetothyriales, Herpotrichiellaceae. The transcript has 2 exons. Bases 1 to 3348 code for a protein of 1115 amino acids. The record is from RefSeq and is a predicted model, not a curated record.